AUGCUUCCUGUUGUGCGGGCGGACCUGCACUGUUCUGCUGAGAUUAAUGGGGAGAACGUGUGCGAUUGGAUCAACGACCACACCGGAGUAGGAAUCGCCAUUCUCCUGGGCAUCCGUGAGUUCUUCACUCAUUUGCACCACAUCGCCUUGAAAUCCAAGACUCAUCAUGCAUCACGCCCCUCUGCUCCCACUCCCACUGCAUUCACACCAUCAGUCGGCACUGUGGUCUUCUUCCUCUUCCUUUUCGCGCACAUGCGCGCGGACCAGUCCUCCCGCUGGUCCCUCCCGCCCACCGCGCCCUCGCAGGACUACCUCCGCGCCAUAUCCCCCGCGCCGCAGCUGCCGCCCAUCGCAUCGCGCAGCGCAUCGCCCUUCCCGUUCGCUGCCGCGGCGGGGUCGUCGUCGUCGCCGAAGAAGGACACGUUUGAUGGGGAGACGGUUCGGCCGGGGAGCUAUCAGUAUGUGAACACGUUCGCGAAUUUUGGGACGAGCAGUACGACUUCGAGCCUCGUGCGUCCGCCGCCUGCGUACGACUCGCCGCAGAUGCGCUCGUCUGUGCAGGCGGGGCAGUAUCAUGGCUUUGCGAUCUAA
Coniophora puteana RWD-64-598 SS2 is the source of this 591-nucleotide messenger RNA. RefSeq lists its product as uncharacterized. The coding region runs from base 1 to 591 and encodes 196 amino acids. Lineage: Eukaryota; Fungi; Basidiomycota; Agaricomycetes; Boletales; Coniophoraceae. The transcript has 3 exons. The record is from RefSeq and is a predicted model, not a curated record.